Hypoxylon fragiforme is the source of this 603-nucleotide messenger RNA. RefSeq lists its product as uncharacterized. Lineage: Eukaryota; Fungi; Ascomycota; Sordariomycetes; Xylariales; Hypoxylaceae. The coding region runs from base 1 to 603 and encodes 200 amino acids. The transcript has 2 exons. The record is from RefSeq and is a predicted model, not a curated record.
AUGUUCUCUCGUCUCCGUUCGGAACAAACUUUCACGCCCCUGAAGAGCGAUCCACCCAGGCGUCUAGGAACCCUCAAACGUCGCCUACAGAUAAACGAGGAUGAGGACGAGGACGAGUUAUGCCUGGUUUCCCCUAAGAAAAAGAAGCAGGCAUAUUAUUCUGCUGCGCCUUUAUUUAACAAAUUUAAGAGAUUCAAGACCGACGAAGUUGAUCGCCAUAUACCUCGCACAUACAACCGUCGGCAACGGAUGAGCCCAUCUCCUGAUCCCGAGCCAGCUGUGAUUACCGAGCUUCAAGAACGCUACGCGAACCUACGCGCAAUUCUCCAUAGCGCUGCCCUGGCCGGUCUCGAAGAAGCUGAAGCCAAUGUCUUAACCCGCAGCGAGGCUGAUAUCCGAGCUAAUCGACAGAAGGCGGCUACCCUUGAUUCACAGGUUACCAAGCUUCUAGCACCCCUCCAGGACCUCACCGUCGACUACACAGCCACGGGCGAGGACGGCCAGGAGCGCACAGUAGCCAUAGCGAUUAGCAACGCCAUCACAACCUUCAAGAAGAAGCUCGAAGCUGCCGUUGCCGAGCUCGGUGGGCUCUGGGCUUCCUAG